CCAAACUAACUUUUUUUAAAACACGAAGAAAUCAACUAUAAGCCACUUAAACCAAAUAUCCAAAUAUCCUUGAAAAGAGAGACCAAACAUAGCCUCGAGAGAGCGAGAGAGAGGAACUAUUUCGUCGGUCAUAUUGUAAAUCUCACAUAUACUCUCAGAUUCAAGCAAAUCAGACAAGAAAAUAUCACCAAUUUUCUCAUAUCGAAAUGGGUAAUUCUGAGGAAUCAAACCCUCUUUUGCCAAACCAAGAGCAAGAAUCAGGGGCAACAGCUGAAAAGAAACCCACCCCUGUCCACGGCUGCAAGCACGGCGGAUCUCCGCCUCCUGCGGCCGUUCCGAUUGGAUGGACGGCCGAUGGGCUUCCCGUGGGUGAACCCAUGACGGAAAGGGCCCAAUGGAGCUCCGGCAUCUUCUCUUGUCUUGGAACAAACGACGAGUUCUGCAGUAGUGAUCUUGAAGUUUGUUUACUGGGCAGCAUGGCUCCUUGUGUUCUCUAUGGAACUAAUGUCGAGCGACUUGGGUUAACUCCUAAUAAUACCUUUGCUAACCAUUGUUUGCCUUACACUGGUUUUUACUUAAUCGGCCAAACCUUUUUCGGCUGGAACUGCCUCGCGCCUUGGUUCUCUUAUCCCGUCCGUACGGCUAUUCGCCGGAAGUUUAAUUUAGAGGGAAGCUGUGAGGCGGUUACUAGAUCGUGUUCGUGCUUAGGAAGUUUUGUGGAGGACGAGGAUCAACGUGAACAAUGUGAGACUGUCUGUGAUUUUGGGGCCCACAUAUUGUGCCACGCGUGCGCCCUUUGUCAGGAGGGUCGUGAAGUUCGCCGUAGGCUUACUCAUCCUGGGUUCAAUUCACGACCCGUUUUGGUCAUGAUCCCACCUCCCGUACAAGCCAUGGGCAACAGCGGAGAAUAAUCGAUACACGUGUGUUUAGUUUCAUGUACUUUUGUACUAUACCAACUUUAUACAUACGGUUAUGUUGAUGAGGCCUUGGUUUUUAAGAUGUUUCGUGUGAUAAUCUGUUCUUUGAUUGUGCUUUGUCGUGUGUUCUUACAGCAUAAGUAUAGAUUUUUGUAAAAUAUUUGCAUUGGAACAAAGUGUGUUUUGCUAGACAUGGUUCGUUUGUGUAAUUUGUUUCUUUUUUUGUGUGAUU
This is a messenger RNA of Striga asiatica, 1149 nucleotides long. Lineage: Eukaryota; Viridiplantae; Streptophyta; Magnoliopsida; Lamiales; Orobanchaceae. The record is from the annotation of a GenBank genome assembly.